Molecule: messenger RNA, 1076 nt
Organism: Benincasa hispida (wax gourd)
Lineage: Eukaryota; Viridiplantae; Streptophyta; Magnoliopsida; Cucurbitales; Cucurbitaceae
Product: putative germin-like protein 2-2
Molecular function (GO): manganese ion binding
Source: RefSeq, a predicted model, not a curated record
ACUUCUGGACUCAUUAUCUCCUUGUUUCUAAUGGCCAGUAAUGGUUGUAUAUUGGCUGUUUCAUUUCUACAAUUAGUUUUCUUUAUUGCCUUGGCAUCUGACCAGAAUCCUAUUCAAGAUUUUUGUGUAGCAGAUACUGGAAGUACAGUGUUACUAAAUGGACUAACCUGCAAAGAUCCAAAGCAAGUUGUAGCCGAUGACUUUUCCUUUGGGGGGCUUCACCUUGCAGCCAACACAUCAAAUGCACUGGGGUGUCAUGUGACUCCAGUUACUCCAUCAGAAAUGCCAGGACUCAACACCCUCGGCCUCUCGAUCGUUAGAAUAGACUAUGCACCACAAGGCAUCAACCCUCUGCACACGCACCCCCGAGCUUCUGAGAUAUUGAUCGUCUUGGAAGGCAGUCUAGAAGUCGGAUUCAUCACAUCAUUCCCUGAAAAUCGACAUAUAGGGAAAGUGUUGCAGAAGGGCGAUGCAUUUGUCUUCCCUGUUGGUCUAGUUCACUACCAGAGAAAUCCAGGUCCUACCAAUGCAGUCGCUAUUGCUGCUCUCAGUAGCCAAAAUCCAGGAGUUAUUAUAGUUGCAAAUGCAGUAUUUGGGUCUACUCCAAAUAUUUCCAGUGACGUUCUAGAGAAAUCUUUUCAAAUUAAUAAACAGGUUAUUGGUUACCUUCAAAAAUAUGCAAUGAAUUUCCCUUAAAAUACAUCACUUGCAGUUCAAGCGAAUCUCCUAUUUAGGCUUCCAUAAUAUUAGCAGAAUGUGAAAGUGGUUCAAAAUGUAACAGCUGAGGGUGUUUAAGAAAAAAUCAGGAGUGGGAUGAGAGGGUUAUUUUGUUUUUGUAGUUCGUGUUUUUUUUUUUUUUUUUUUUUUGUGCUUCCAUAAUAUUAGCAGAAAGAGGGACAUCAACACCUUCCUUUCUGUGAUUUUUUUGUAAUUUGUCAUUUCAACAAGGAGAAAAAGAUGCUCUCCACUUGACGAGAGCAUUUUUAAAUUCUUUGGCUUGAAAAGAACGCUAGGAUGUCUGACAAGUGACAAUAAAGAAAAAUAGACUGUCCUUUGUGGCCCUUUUCCAUUGUAAA